This is a messenger RNA of Cyclopterus lumpus (lumpfish), 2504 nucleotides long. It is a transcript of the gene cdc42, whose product is annotated as cell division cycle 42. The transcript has 6 exons. NCBI's taxonomy places the organism in Eukaryota, Metazoa, Chordata, Actinopteri, Perciformes, Cyclopteridae. The record is from RefSeq and is a predicted model, not a curated record. Gene Ontology annotation, biological process: modification of synaptic structure; small GTPase-mediated signal transduction. Gene Ontology annotation, molecular function: GTPase activity; GTP binding. Bases 302 to 877 code for a protein of 191 amino acids. Gene Ontology annotation, cellular component: dendritic spine.
CAUCAAAAACUCUAAACUUCAAACUGACUGGAGUUUUUUUUCUACCACAAAUGACCUGUAUUCUAUGUUGGACUACAGGUUAAAACAUUUGUGCUUGCUUAGUUUAAUGUUUUUGCUAUAGAAAAGCAUCCCGGUUCUCUUUAAAUCGAUUAACGUAAUUACGUGGUACAGCACUACGCACGCAACGUGUCCCUGUACUGUUGACUGGGAAGCCCCUAGCGCGGAGCUGCCAACGCCCGGCGUAAAGACACAAAUAGAGGAUACGAUCUUGAAUGAGUAGCGACGACUGUAAAACACAGCUAUGCAGACCAUCAAGUGUGUUGUAGUUGGGGACGGUGCAGUGGGUAAAACCUGCCUGCUCAUCUCUUACACCACAAACAAGUUUCCUUCUGAAUAUGUACCUACGGUGUUUGAUAAUUAUGCUGUGACUGUAAUGAUUGGAGGCGAGCCCUACACUCUGGGCUUGUUUGAUACAGCAGGUCAGGAAGACUACGACAGGUUACGACCUUUGAGUUAUCCCCAGACAGAUGUCUUUCUUGUCUGUUUCUCCGUUGUGUCCCCUUCCUCCUUUGAAAACGUCAAAGAAAAGUGGGUUCCAGAGAUUACCCACCAUUGUCCAAAGACCCCCUUCCUGCUAGUUGGGACUCAGAUUGACUUGCGGGAUGACCCAUCCACUAUAGAGAAACUGGCCAAGAACAAGCAGAAGCCCAUCACCCCGGAGACGGCCGAGAAACUGGCGAGAGACCUAAAGGCUGUGAAAUACGUGGAGUGCUCAGCCCUCACACAGAAAGGCCUAAAGAAUGUGUUUGAUGAGGCGAUAUUGGCUGCACUGGAGCCCCCAGAGCCCAAGAAGAAACGCAAAUGUGUGCUGCUAUGAGAGGCUCCUACCUUUUCGAAGCGCGCGCGCACACACACACACACACACAGACACACACACACACACACACACACACACACAAAAAUACAAAUACAUACAUCUUAAAUACACACACACCCUCCUUACCCCUUGCUCUGCUGCGGUUGGUCGUUGGCAUUGCCCUCCACAGAGAAGACUAGAAAGAAAGAAGGUUUUGGAUAAUUCUCUGCAAUAAUAAGAAGCUUCAGCCCUGAGACCCACCCAGCAUGGCCAACAAGGCCGCGGUGGGCUCUGAGGGCGGCGUGUCCUCGGUCAGAGGGAUCUGGAUACCGAGCUCACAUGCAAGUAGAAUUGGCCCCGUCAAGCUUUUAAUAGAUUGUUUUUUGAUUCUGUCUGUUGUGGCCAGAUCGACUUUUUAGAUGCCCACGGAUGUGAGCCCGGCCCCUCUCGGCUGCCCGAUUGGUGGCUGCUCACACUUGAAGGUCCCUGCCCCCCAUUGACGAGCACACUCGUCGGCCGAUCCCUACGUUUCUUUCUCAGCGCUACCAGAAGACACGCUAACAAAAGUAGUGUUUUGUUUCUGUUUUGCCAACCCCCCCUUCCUCCUCAAACACAUGACACGUCUGAGCUAUUUAUUCCAUGUUCCACAUAGAUGCGCUCCUAACCACUAUAGAAACUGUAGGUCUGAGAGGACUCAACAACUCAAACCUCCACAUAGCUCUCAGAGAGGAAAUUGAAUUAGUAGAUAUUGCCACCUAGUGUCCAUUUGGAGCGUGGUGACCACUUGAAGAGCUUAAAAAGGCGUCCAGUAGUAAAAGGUCAGUCGACCGCAAGGAAUUGGGCCUUUUUAGAUGCAGGGAACUUAAACAGUGUUAGCAGAGCAAGUGUUGUGCUCUUGAUGCAUUGCCGCGGGGGUGGGUGGGGGGGAAGACCAAGGACGGGUGAAGCAGGAUGCUGUUUUAACAUUGUCGCCACCUCACACUUGGAACAGGUACAGCAGAACUGCACUAGCAGCCAAAUCUUGCCGAGUCAUCCUUGAACAGCCGAUGGAUGAAUUUCCAGCAGAUUUCUGUGCCGCGUGUCUGAGGCUAUGAAGGGCUGUCCGCUCUGUUGUACCCGCUCAGACUGCUCACGGUGCUGCAUGUAGCCGGGCCUUGGUCUCUGUUCUAAAUGAUAGGUUUAACAGAUGUAAUUAUAAUGUAAGCUGGCACACAAUGUUGAUGUAGGCUCCGGGUGUUUUUACCAAAACAAAUAUUUUUUUUUCCUCUUCGUUAUUUUUUCUUUGUGCUGUUUUUUAUUUUAUAUAUAUAAAAAAGGUUACUUUCACUCCUUUUACAUUUAGGGGUGGGAACUCAUCUAAACUCUUCCCUGCCAGUUUAUACCAAGAAAAAGCUCUGAUUGGUUUAGUUGAAUAAAAAAAAUAAAAAACCCAACGGCAGAGUCUGUUUAGGUAAAGAUGAUUUGUGAUCGGUUGGUUCUUGUUUUUCUUUACUGGUGGCUUAGAGUUGGGUCAAUUUCCAGCCCAUUCAGUAUAAUUAUUAUAACCUGUUGUUGUUUUGGUGCAAAACCAAAUGCUCUGUCGAAAGUAUUGGUUCUUUGUAUAUGCAUUCUUUAAAAAAAUAUUAAACUUAUACCUUAAUUGCCUUUA